GUAGUGAUGGCGACAACAACUCUGUAUUUACUGCUGUUUGUGUCAUUUGUAUCAGCGAGGGAGUUUACAGAUGCAGAAACAUCAAGUUUUCCUAAAUUAUUUCAUCUGGAUGACUACGAGCGAUGUCUAGCGAAGGAGGAUGGAGUAUAUUGUCUUGGCACCUUUGACCUAACACCGGCAAAACUACCACACGCUACUUACGAUUUAAUGAAGGCUUAUUCAGAUGAAUCAUAUCGUCAUUUUAAUCGAACGAAGAUUUAUCGCGGUUUCUGUUUGAGCGACAGAUGUUCCUCAACUGCAUUAGCACGCUUCCAAACUACGCUGGACCUAGGAAAAGACCCUGAGGAACUCUUCGAAAGAUGUACGGAUUUCUAUAUGCAAAAUGAAAACUUCCACGCUUCCCUACAAUCUUUGGACUACUGCCGAACUCAUGCCGACAUCAUCGAAGCAUCUGAAAGACCUCCAACUUCUGCAGAAGUGAUAUUCAAAAAUGUGGUAUAUGCCUUGGUAAUUGCUAACAUUGUGGGGACUAUUUAUGAUAACUAUGCUGGAGAUAAUCCUAACAAAAGCAAGCUUCUAUCUGCGUUCUCCAUACCAGCCAAUUGGCGUCGGCUUACGUUCAUCCGUGAAGGUGGAGAUCCUCGACAAGCUGCCUUGGUGCCCAUGGAGGGUCUAAGGGUGAUGGCGCUUGGAUUCACGACAUACGCUCACGCAAACGUCAUACAUUACAUGUUCCACAUCAAAAAUCCAGAAUAUUUGGAGGGGUUAACCCAAAGAGUGGACGGAGUGUACCUGUCAGACGGCACGUCCCUGAUACAAGCAUUCGUGAUGAUGACCUGCUUCCUCACCGGGUACAACCUGCUGAUUUACUCCCAGAAACAGGAGCUGGGCUUGCACAUGCUGCCGCUUUGUAUCAUUAAAAGACUUAUAAGAAUAACUCCUGUUCAUCUUUUGAUCGUCGGUUUUGGAGCAACCUGGUGGAUGAAUACAAGAGAUGGGCCCCUGGUCUCCACCACCAUAGGUCUAGAGAGCGAGGCUUGUACGACAAAGUUCUGGUCACAUGUAUUUUUGGUGAACAACAUUGUUGACUCUGACAAAUACUGCGUGGUUCCAACAUGGUUCUUACCUGUAAACAUGCAUAUGUAUAUCCUGGCGUGUACCCUCACAUUGUUGCUAUGGCGUCGACGGUGCUUUGCAGUGAGACUUUACUUGGUACUCUUCUUCGCUUCUUGUCUUCUGAACGGAUUCGUCGCGUAUAUGAAGGACUACAAAUCAAUGAUAUAUCUUUCCACACCUGAACAAAUCCGCAGAAUAUUCCGAGACACUCCAUCAUUUACUGAGUUCUACUUAUCUUCUUGGGGAGCACUGCCGGCGUGUUUCUUGGGUUUAAUUUUAGCUCAUAUUCAAUUUGCGCUGGACGAGAGGAAGAUCAAACUUUCUGAUUAUAAAUGGUUCGUCUACCUUCAUUACACGACAUUCCCCGUGACAUUCGUAUGGGCCCUAACUGGAGUAUAUGCGAGGUCGCAUUCUUCCGAUCUCUUCAAUGCUCUGUACAUGGCGUUCGACCGACCGAUGUUCUGCAUUCUUAUGUGCAUUGGUUUACUGGGAGCCUUCCAUAUUGACGGGCCAAUAAGAAAAUUCUACAGCUGGCGUGGCUGGCGAACAAUGGCCCGCAUGUCUUUGACAGUUAUGAUGCUGCACUGGUGCGUCGAUAUGACCAUCGCUAACAGAUCGGUCGCUUACGGAACUUCAGCGAUUGACAUGUUGGUGGACUGGUGCGCAACGAACUUAAUCACCUAUGUCCUCGCCGUACCAAUCACAGUUUUAGUGGAAAUUCCAAUGCAGAGGUUCAUAGAAGCGGUAAUUUUUUAACCAAU
Molecule: messenger RNA, 1877 nt
Organism: Spodoptera exigua (beet armyworm)
Lineage: Eukaryota; Metazoa; Arthropoda; Insecta; Lepidoptera; Noctuidae
Source: the annotation of a GenBank genome assembly